This is a messenger RNA of Neolamprologus brichardi, 2473 nucleotides long. RefSeq names its product vesicle-associated membrane protein 8 (endobrevin) (gene vamp8). Gene Ontology annotation, cellular component: membrane. The record is from RefSeq and is a predicted model, not a curated record. Gene Ontology annotation, biological process: vesicle-mediated transport. NCBI's taxonomy places the organism in Eukaryota, Metazoa, Chordata, Actinopteri, Cichliformes, Cichlidae.
UUGAGUUCACUUAACAGUUGGAAGAAGGCAAUUAAGGGAGGAAAAAAACAACCAGGAAGUAAAACCGAGAGAAACGUAUUUGCUUCGAGACUUUAAACUGUUUUUAAAGGGUUUUAAAUCAACUUGUCAUCUUUUAUAGAAAGUAGAUCCACCAGUUUACGGAUAAAGGACAUUUUUUCCAGCAAGAUGGACACUGAUCCGGAGCGUGGAGGGAUAGAAGAAAUGCCAGAGCCUAAGGACAAGGUGCAGACUUUAAAGGAUCAGGUGGAUGGCGUGAAAAGCAUCAUGACUCAGAAUGUGGACCGGAUCCUGGCACGAGGAGAAAGGCUGGAUGACUUAAUGGGCAAGACAGAGGAUCUGCAAGCAGGGGCUCAGCACUUCAAGCAGACGUCUCACAAGGUGGCUCGCUCCUACUGGUGGAAGAAUGUCAAGUUGAUUGUGGUCAUAAUUGUGAUCGUCCUAGUUAUCGUCCUCAUUAUCAUCUUACUGGCCACAGGAGUCAUCCCUACUAGUUCCCCCGUGCCUCCUAUAGUUGCUCCCACCCCCAAGCCCUAAACUGACAGAAAUUUAAACAAUGUAUAGUCAGAAUAAAAUCAUAAACAUAUUCCUAUUGCACAAUAUCGAGGGAAAAAAAUAAAUAUAUAUAUAUAUAUAUAUAUUUAUUUAUAUAUUACAUACAUGUAAACUUGAGCAAAUCACUGCUAUAUGGUGAAACCGUUAAUACUACAGUUUCUAUGUUGAACUUUUAGGAAUUCCAAUAUUUUAUUCUUUGGUUUAAGGGACUUUAAUGACAGAACAAGCUUUUGAAAGCCUUUCCCAUACAAUACCUGCUUCUUCUUUUUUUUUCUUUCUUUUUUUUUUUUACACAUCCUAAACCGCUGUGGAACAUCAGUGGUCAAUGGCAGUAAAACACUACCGGUAUUUUUAAAGGAUGUUUCAUAUCAGCACUGUCUGCUCCUCUUUGUUAAACGGAUUCACCAUAAGCAUUUAUUUCAUCCCAGCAAAGAGCGAGUCUCUUAAACUUUUGUAGUUGAGAAGAAUGAAGGUGGAUUAUUCCAGUCUCAUAUUUUAUGUUAGGUUUGUCUUAGAUGUUGUCACUGGUGCACCUUUACAAAAGACAGCGUGUAUAACGCAGAGUACGAUUUGGAUCGACUGUGUCAGGUAAUAAAAUGGGUAAUAUCUGGAUCCUUUUUGACACUAGAAAAUUACCACAGAGUUAACAGUUUUAGGUCACAGUAUAUUUAAUGGGAGGAUGAAUUGUGGAGUUGAUUUUGACAUCUGUCUGGCUUCUGGGGGAUAUUACAUAAGCUUCCAAAACCACUCUGGCCCGUCAGGGAACUGGACCUCUGCAGGUGUCCUGUUUAAAAUGACAGUGGAACAUUAGAAGUGGAUGUUUUGGGUACUUCUGACCCUCUGUGAUUUGGCUUUUUUUUUUUUUUGGUUCAUCCCACUGAAGCCAAAUCGGAUUUGGAUCUGGGGUAUGAGGAGGCCAGGUGAACACCAGGAGCUCUUCCAUAUGUUCUGGAGCCAUUCGUUAUCAGCAACUUUACCUGUCAGACGUUUGUUGUGGCUGAUUGGUGUAUUUCAGUCAAAAUGCUUCCAGUUUUGUUACAGUCAGACAACAUGCAUAAGAACGGUUUAUUGAAUUAAUAUACUUUGAAUACUCUCUAAAUGGUGUUUAUGAAGUAAGCAAUGAAAAGAUUACAGUGAAGCCAUCAAGUGUGUUGACAUUAAAUAAGCAGUCGGUUACUACACCACUGAAACAAGGGGUGUAGUUUUAAAUUUGCAUUGAACUCCUAUUCGGACCGUAAAGUUUAACUGAUGGCCUACAGCUGACUAGCCACCUGCAGGUAUGCAGUGCAGAAACUCACAGCCUUUGGAGGGGAAUUGCAAUGUCAACCACCUCUACAACACUCCCCCUCUGGCCCGUGUCAGCCACAGUGGUAAACCUUCAUAGUCUUUUCAAAAAUCCUCCAAGUUUCUGGAUGUUACAAUACCAGUUUAGUUUCAAAGAGGUCAAAGGGCUUCUGGUGUGAGCUGUAUAGAAUCAUCAUAUUCUCACUGAUCUGUAUAUUUGUAGACUUUAGCAGACCUCUCCAGGCCUCUUCUGUAGAGGCUAUUAAUGUUACUUUUUUCUUAUUUAAUCAGAAGUGAAUGAAUAAAAUCUGAAUGUAAUUUCUGUAUAAAUAAAUCGUAAUUGAUUCUGUAUACAACCCUAAAGUUUCAUGAUGAGGUAACAAAAUCCCUGUUGGAAAAAAUACUUUUUUCCCCUUUUUGGUCUCAUCUCUUGAUGCCUAUAAACCACACUCUUGUUUCUGUAAGACAUCUUCAGUGAGUCUGUUGCUGUGUUAAAGGAUUUUUUCUACUGUGUGUAACUCUUGUAAUUUAAAGCCCUUGAGGGUCUUAUUCUGAUGACUUAUGGUAUUUAAUGGUUUUGACGGUCUGAUAGAGAAUAAAUUGUAUUUUUCUUCUG